AUGUCGUCGCGCGACGCCUCUCAAAACCCAGUUCUACCUUCGAUACGUGUGUUUCCCUACCCAGACGGAGCCUUUUCAGCGCCGAGAUGCCGCUUGGAGGACAAUGAACCCAGGCGGUAUCGCCCUCCAGAAAACGGCGCACAAAUCGAACAGUUAGAGGAACCGAUCCGAACUCGGCCACGCUCUUGCGCUUUGAUGAUGAAAGACAGUGAUAUACAGUCGAGAUUCUAUCGGUUGGCUGUGUCGACUGUCCUUCUCCUUGCCAACUUCGCCAUCUAUCUUUCGUUCGUGGUCAUCCGUGUCUUUCGGGGUGCAUGGAUUUAUAUCGUGCUGAUUGCAAUACUUUUAUGUCUUGGUGUCAUAUGGUGUCAUGCUCUGAUUCGGUUCAUCAUGGGAAUCUAUCAUUUCCCGAAUAAUGGCGCGACCAACCGCACGCUUCUCCCACUAGACAUGGCGAAAGCUGCUAGCUAUGCUCAGCCAAACCAGCCUAUUCACGUCAUUAUGGCGGGGGACGACUCGGAAGAGCGGCUCUCAGAAAAUCACGGCGAUAUCGGUGCGCAAAUUACAGUGCCGCCGCCAGCGUACGGUCUUUGGCAAAGCAGUGUAAGGCUUAACCCUGACUUGCUUUUUUGGCAACGGGUCGACAAUCCAUCAUCUGUUCGAAGUGCUGCGAGGGAGGUCGAUGGUGUAGCGCCCAAGACCGAAGAAACCCUGCCACCGAACUACUUGUCCAACGAGGGUGUGAACAAUGUAGGUGGAGCGAAACCGUGA
Molecule: messenger RNA, 771 nt
Organism: Aspergillus calidoustus
Lineage: Eukaryota; Fungi; Ascomycota; Eurotiomycetes; Eurotiales; Aspergillaceae
Source: the annotation of a GenBank genome assembly